UAGCUGUGCGCGGCCUGCCUUGGCGGUAUCGCUGGCUUCAGUUUGCGGUGUGGAGGAGGGUGGUUGUCUUCGCCGCUGCAGCAAAGGCGUCGGGGGCCAGAGGAGCAGACGCCCGCGCCGCACCAUGCCCACCGUGGAGGAGCUGUACCGUAAUUACGGCAUCCUAGCCGACGCUAAGGAGACCGCCGCCGAGCACAAAGAUGCUUAUCAGGUUAUCUUGGAUGGUGUCAAAGGAGGUGCUAAGGAAAAGAGAUUAGCAGCACAAUUUAUUCCAAAGUUCUUCAAACAUUUCCCUGAGUUGGCAGAUUCUGCUAUAAAUGCCCAGUUGGAUCUUUGUGAGGAUGAAGAUGUUUCAAUCCGGCGCCAAGCAAUCAAAGAGUUACCUCAGUUUGCUAUGGGUGAUAACCUUCCUAGAGUGGCAGACAUACUUACCCAGCUCCUGCAAUCAGACGAUUCUGCAGAAUUCAACUUAGUUAACAAUGCUUUGCUUAGUAUAUUUAAGAUGGAUGCUAAAGGAACACUGGGUGGUUUGUUCAGUCAAAUCCUUCAGGGAGAGGAUAUUGUGCGAGAAAGAGCCAUCAAAUUCCUCUCUACAAAACUCAAGACACUGCCUGAAGAGGUGUUAACAAAAGAAGUAGAGGAGCUCAUACUGACAGAAUCAAAGAAGGUGCUUGAGGAUGUGACAGGUGAGGAGUUUGUCUUAUUCAUGAAGAUACUAUCUGGCUUAAAAAGCCUCCAGACAGUAAGUGGGAGGCAACAGCUAGUUGAACUAGUGGCUGAACAGGCUGAUCUUGAGCAAACCUUCAAUCCAUCGGACCCUGAUUGUGUGGACAGACUCUUGCAGUGCACUCGCCAAGCAGUUCCACUGUUUUCUAAAAAUGUUCACUCUACAAGAUUUGUCACUUAUUUCUGUGAGCAUGUGCUGCCAAAUUUGAGUUCUCUGACCACUCCAGUUGAAGGCCUUGAUAUCCAAUUAGAGGUACUAAAACUGCUCGCAGAGAUGAGUUCCUUUUGUGGGGACAUGGAAAAGCUAGAAUCAAAUCUAAAGAAACUUUUUGAUAAGUUACUGGAGUACAUGCCACUCCCUCCAGAAGAAGCAGAGAAUGGGGAGAAUGCAGGCAAUGAAGAGCCUAAACUGCAAUUCAGCUAUGUGGAAUGCUUGUUAUAUAGCUUUCAUCAACUGGGACGAAAACUUCCAGACUUCCUAACAGCAAAGUUGAAUACAGAUAAAGUGAAAGACUUUAAAAUCAGAUUACAGUAUUUUGCUAGAGGACUUCAGGUUUACAUCCGACAACUUCGUUUGGCCCUCCAAGGCAAAACAGGAGAAGCAUUAAAGACAGAAGAGAACAAAAUUAAAGUGGUUGCACUGAAAAUAACAAACAAUAUCAACGUCUUAAUUAAGGAUCUUUUCCACAUUCCUCCUUCAUAUAAAAGCACAGUUACACUCUCCUGGAAACCUGUACAGAAGUCUGAAGUUGGGCAAAAACGGGCCAGUGAAGAUACGUCUUCAGACUUGCCAGCAAAAAAGACCCAAGCUGGGCCCAAAAGAGAUGCUAGGCAGAUUUACAAUCCACCCAGUGGGAAAUACAGCAGUAACCUGGGCAAUUUUUCAUAUGAGCACAGAGGUGGUUUCCGUGGUGGACGAGGAAGAGGAUGGGGUGGACGUGGUAACCGUAGUCGUGGAAGAAUCUACUGAAAGCAUUUCCAAAGCCAUUACUGUAUGGCUAAAACAUCUUUAAAGUUUGAAGGAUUGCCUGUAGGGGGCUGCAUUGUCUAAAAGACUGCCUUCUGCAAAAGACUGGUUUAAAUGUUCUUACACCUUUGUAUGUAUGAUCUACUUUUCUAAUGGACUACAGACUCUCAGUGAAACGACAACUGUAUUUUUGGAUGUUUAUCAGCUGGCAUUUUAAGUUUGUGUUUGUUUUUAAAGCAUCUUCAGGAUUUAUUCAGGAAAAAGCAUGGGUGUUCAAGCUGAAGCUGCUUCCGUACAGAUGUUACAUUCAUCUAUAAAUGUGGUUUAUAAUACAAAGUGGACUCAGUGUAUAAUAAUAAAAUACUAGAUAAUGGAUGGAAAUGUCGUAAUUGAAAUCAGUAGGAACUUCUCUUCAAACUGAAUCAUAUUUCCACACUUGGGAAAGAAUUAUAUUGCAAAAGAAAAAAAAGUAUAAACUGCCAAUAGUGGCAUGGUUCGUUGACUGAAUUCCUUGAUUUUUAAAGUGUGCAGCAUGGAUGCAGAACAAUCUACACUGUUAUCUUACACCAAUCCAAUUAUUUCUGGGGAAACGUGUUAAUUUUAACACUACAUCUUGCUCUUCUCCAUAUAUGGUUAUAUAAUGUAUGUGUUGCAAAUGGAUUUUUUAAAGUUCUCUAUAAAUGUAUCCCCAUGCAGACACAUUUUUGUGUCAUAAAAUUCCAAUGAAAAAUAAUAAAAUGCUAGAAAAGCAUCCCAGGAAAAACUAAUGUUCUGGCAGAUAUUAAGGUGGCUGACCAGUAACCUGACUCCUGUUAAACUUAAGAUUUUUUUUUUUAGUCUUGAACAGCUAUUUGUUUUUCAAAUCAGUUAAAUGGCUGCAUUUUAAAGUAGGUGUGGCAUUAUAUACUUAAAAUUACAACAGUUUAGUUGCACUUUGGUUAAAAAAAACUUGCAAAUGUCUUGGUAAUUCUUACAAAAGGGAAAUGUCCUUAUUAUGAUAGGCAUCUUCAAAACUUUAUUUAAAAGACUAUCAGAUGCAAUUUCUUCAGUGUUUGCCACUUAAACCAUUUCUUCCUUGAGAAUUUUUCAGUUUUGUUUUGGACUGAACAUUGUAAGAUGCAGAUGUCAAUACAGAUGUCAGACAGGAGCAAAAUAUAGUAAAGAUGAUAUGCCGAAGAAACAUUGAAAUCAGUUGAGCUACAACUGGAUUUAAAGAACUGCAAAUUCCUUCUCAUCCCAGACCCAAGUCCUUUUUACAAUUUUGGUAGGCAUAACAAAACCAAAUUUCUGUACAUAGGUAUUUCUGACAAGCUCCUAAUGUGUAUUAGCUGAAAUUAGUUUGUAAAAUGGACAGAGAUGUAUUUCUUGGUAACUACAGAUUGUUUAGGUUCUGAUGGCUGGUACGCCCUUUUCUGAUAUAGAGGUGUUGAUGAGCAAAAUGAUUCAAGUUAAGGGUCUGCUCUACAUUUGUUGUACUCAUGUUGUAAGGAAGGUGAUUUUAAAAUUUCUAAGUUGGAUUGCAGAAAAAGGAUUCUAAUUUGGAGGCAUAAUUUAUGUCUCCAAUUAAGCCAUUGUCCUAAAAACUGACCAGUUCAAAAUAUAAAUUAAUACUGGAUUAAUAGAUUUUAAAACACUUUGUUAAUUCAGUACAUUGCUUAUUUAGACACUCCGUUUUCAAAAACCUAACCUUUAAGGAAGUUUAACCACUUUUGCUACAUAGUUUUGGGAGGGGGCUCUGAUGAGUAAUAGGAUGACCAUAUAGUUCUACUCAGAAAUAAUGUGCAGAUUGUCAAUUAGAAAUAGCUCUCAUUUUGUGUUAAAAAUGCAGUGAAUUAUUUUGGAGACACCCUUUAACCGCUUUUUAUUUGUAAAAUUUCCUUUAUGCUUUUGCAAUAAAUCCAUUUUGUAAUUUUGUUA
Candoia aspera is the source of this 3610-nucleotide messenger RNA. RefSeq names its product apoptosis inhibitor 5 (gene API5). Gene Ontology annotation, biological process: negative regulation of apoptotic process. The coding region runs from base 125 to 1696 and encodes 523 amino acids. Gene Ontology annotation, molecular function: RNA binding. The transcript is spliced from 14 exons. The record is from RefSeq and is a predicted model, not a curated record. Gene Ontology annotation, cellular component: nucleus. Lineage: Eukaryota; Metazoa; Chordata; Lepidosauria; Squamata; Candoiidae.